AUGACCCCUCCACAUACCCUCUUUGUCAUUGGGGUCAAAGGCCAGAGAUUUGACUCCAAGAGAGAAAUCCUUGAAAAGGAGAAGGAAAUAUUGGAAGGGAAUAGACGCCAGCUGCAGGCGAAACAGGAUAAAGAAACAAAAUUGAAGAAAAUCGAAGAUGAGAUCAGAAAGAUCGACGCUGAGCUCAAAAAGGUGGACGACGAUCGCCUUGAGGAUCUUGAAAAAUAUAUUGAACCUCUCAUCAACACUGACGAUGUCUUCACUGAGGUACACCUUGGGGGUAACUCAUACAGCCCCGAUGCAUGCAGGAAACUGGGACUGCUUUUGCGCAAACAGAAAAAGUUAGAAACCAUACGACUGGACGAUCUUUUCACCGGUCGACUGCUUAGCGAAAUCCCUACCGCGCUCUACUCCCUCCUCAGGCCUCUCCUUGACGUCCACACCCUGCAAACUGUCGAUCUCAGCGAUAACGCAUUCGGCGUGAAUACCAAAGAUCCCCUCGUCGAGUUUCUAAGAGCACACCUCCCCCUCCGCCACCUGAUAUUGAACAACAAUGGCCUAGGCCCAGAGGCAGCGCGAUCCAACCCUGAAAUAAAAUAUGAAAUCCCAGCCCUCGAGACCAUCGUCUGUGGUCGGAACAGACUCGAGGCUGGAAGCAUGGAAGCAUGGGCACGGGCUAUUAAGGCAAACGGCAAGGGACUUCGGACAAUUAGGAUGAAGCAGAAUGGCAUUUAUUCCAAGGGCGUCGUAAAACUACUGAACACUGGCAUUUGUCAUGCGCCUGAGUUGGAAGUCUUCGACUUGGAAGAUAAUACGUAUGGGAAGGAAGGCUCUGUUGCUCUAGCCGCGGUAUUGUCGGGAUUGCCAUCUCUUCGCGAGCUGGGGGUUGACGACUGUGCUCUCACGGCCAAGGGCUGGCUCCGGGUUGCGAAGGUGCUUUCUGCUGGCGGGAAUACGAAACUUGAGAUUCUUAAGCUGAAAGGGAACGAGAUAAAUGGCAAGGGGGUGGGAGCGUUGGUUCAUGUUGCUAAAACUAGCCUCCCCGCGAUUAAGAAGGUUUUCCUUAAUGCGAAUGCUUUUGAUGAGGAUAACGAAAAUAUCAUGAGACUACAAGAGCUAUUGAAGAGACGCAAAGCACGAUUUGGAAAAAAUGACGAGGAAGAUGCAUGGGGUCUAGAUGAACUUGACGAGCUAGAAGGUGAGGAGGAAGAAGAGGAGGAGGAGGAGGAGGAAUGGGAAUGGGAAAGCGUAGCGACUGAUACUGAAAUCGACAUUCAAGCAAAAGCCGAACAUAUACCCACGGAGGCUGACGUGGCUGAGAACCAGUCAGUAGUUCAGAAUGUGGAUAAAACAGUUGAUGAGCUAGGCGAGAAGUUGAAAUCAACAACAAUCUAG
Molecule: messenger RNA, 1395 nt
Organism: Histoplasma mississippiense
Lineage: Eukaryota; Fungi; Ascomycota; Eurotiomycetes; Onygenales; Ajellomycetaceae
Exons: 2
Coding region: 1-1395 (464 amino acids)
Biological process (GO): activation of GTPase activity; nucleocytoplasmic transport
Cellular component (GO): nucleus; perinuclear region of cytoplasm; cytosol
Molecular function (GO): small GTPase binding; GTPase activator activity
Source: RefSeq, a predicted model, not a curated record